Messenger RNA from Ogataea haglerorum, 1776 nucleotides. RefSeq lists its product as uncharacterized. NCBI's taxonomy places the organism in Eukaryota, Fungi, Ascomycota, Pichiomycetes, Pichiales, Pichiaceae. The record is from RefSeq and is a predicted model, not a curated record. The transcript has a single exon. The coding region runs from base 1 to 1776 and encodes 591 amino acids.
AUGGUUCGCGGAGGCAACUACAUUGCCCUGGGUGCAUCAGAAAACCGGUUGGAUUUCUCCAAAAUUCGCCAUUAUGGUUUAUGGGCGUUUCUGCUGCUCAACAUCGCUAUCUUUUUGCGCUUGUCCUAUUCAUUAUGUAGCCUCAAGACUCCGGAAGCGCCUUUUAUAGACUUGAAUGUCGCAAAUUUUGAGCGAUAUCUUCAGCCUAUGGACUUUGCAAAUGCCUCAGCUGUUUUCAACGAGGUGUAUGAUGUUCUGAAGCAGAAGAAUGCGGACAUCAAUCCUAUCGGUGUCAGUUUUAUUCCAGCCUAUAUCCCAGAAGGGACACUAUUGUACCAUUCCAAUCAUCGAGGCCAGCCUCCGAAAACUGUUGAAUGGGUUGCUAUGGACUAUGAGUUCAGCUACAAUUUUGCGCAUCUGAGAAGAAACAGGCCAAGAAAAGGUCAUGAUCCUGGGGGUCCUCCAAAUUUCAAGCCGCCGGGAGGCAAAUGGCCCUCUCAUGGUGACCAUCAGCCAAAUUUUGAUGGUCCUGCAUCAUUGUUCACAUUCCAGGUGACGAAACCUCUGGACAAAGUCAUUGUUCUAGGUGGUGCGUCGGCUGCCAAAUCAUUAACAGGAGAAAUGGACACACAGUUUGUUCUAUCUCAGGUUGCAGAUUACGAUGAUUUUAAUGAGCGGAUUGCUGCCGCUAGGAUUUGCUCGUGGGGGAAGAAACACGGAGGUCUCGAUGGAUAUGUGCGAUUAGAGGUUGGCUUUGAAAUGGUCGUCUGCGACUUUGAAGAGAAAAUGGUUCCAAUUUCCAAUGUGACUCUGGCGAAUGCAACAGAAUUUCUUGACUUCCCUCCAGAGAAGUUUGCAGAUAUCGAUAAUGGAGAGGAUCUGAAUGCCGAAAUAAGUGCGGUCAUCGACGUGGUCGAGGCAAUGACAGGAUUUGAGCAUUAUCUCGCUGGUGCAAGGGCUUAUGAUGGUGAGAAGCGGAUUCUGCUUGAUUUCUCGAAGUUUGUGACUCCGCUGAAUAGGACAUUCGUUCAUCCAGAUCCAUAUCUCAGACGAAUCCACAAUAUUUCAUCGGAAUUGAAAACCGACUUGGUCAACUCAGUGCAAGAAAUGCUGUCAACACCAAACGAUCCGUACAGCUCUACGAACUGGCAGGUGGUAACUGACUACAUUGUUGACAAGUUCGCGCCAAUGCUGGUCAAUGUGAACUCAUCCUUUGCUCUCUAUGGCCAACAUAGGGACCAUCAGACAUUGGGAACCAACCUGACCGCUUAUACAUACAAUUUUGUCAGACGAUACUUGAGCGAACCUGACCACGAGCUUCUUCCAAAACAUCGUGCAAUGGCCAUCUGGGACUACACUCAUCCAUACCAGUCUUUGAAAUCGACAGCAGACUUCUUCCUCUGGAACUCCAUCACCAUUGUUCAGUCGAGGAUAGUGGAUACAAUAUACAGUUGCUUCACCUUGAGCAGGAAGCUACUAUCCCCAUUGACCGGAGCCUCGCUUCCUGAUGACAUAGAUGAUCAGAUUUUGAAAGCCAAGGCUGAGCUGUCUGAUCUCCUGGAAAGUUUGCGUUGGGCAUACUACUACAGAUGCUCCCAGAGCUGUAACUUUGACGAGCUUUGUUUCGUCCCUACCUGGGGACCCUCCCCACUAGGUUUCAGCAAUGCCAAUUCCACUGGCUUUUAUGAUGACGGAACUGGAAGAGCAAGAAUUAAAAAGGAGCUCAGAUGCAUCAACUACGAUUUGCUUCUUCAGAAAAGCGUUAAACGUGGUUGA